Naegleria fowleri is the source of this 954-nucleotide messenger RNA. RefSeq lists its product as uncharacterized. The transcript has a single exon. Lineage: Eukaryota; Heterolobosea; Eutetramitea; Acrasida; Naegleriidae. The record is from RefSeq and is a predicted model, not a curated record. Bases 1 to 954 code for a protein of 317 amino acids.
AUGUUCAGGAGUCUUGUUCAAAAUACUAACUUUAGCAGAGCAGCGUCUGGGCAUGUUGUGUCAAAGUUUGUUAGAUUGAUACUUUCUAAAAAGCUCACAAAAUUUAAGGAAAGCAUGGUAGAGCCAUACUUACAAGAUGCACAUUUCGUAUCAUGUCUGGCAAAACCUAAUUUUGAGUUGUUGCAAACCUUGUAUUUGGACAUUGGUAUUCAUCAAUUGAAAAACUUUAAUGAGAGCGAAUUUGUUGGAUCAUUACUUCAAAAUGCAAUCAGAGAUUACCCUUAUGCUGAAUUGCCUUCCUUCUUAAGAAAAUGUAAAGAACAAUUAGGUAUGAAUUUUUCGCAUCCCAAUGCACUCUAUGCUGCAGUAUCCAGAUCAUAUGAUUCUCUUGAUGUGCUAAAAUUUUUAGUUGAAGAGUGUCAUGUUGAUGUGAAUGCUGACCUUUCACCUCAUGCUGGCGCAUUACCACUAGUCAUUUUCAAUUCGAUAUCAGGAACCAAAGUGGAUACUAUUUUGUACCUUGUUGAAAAAGGAGCUACUGUUUCAGAGAAUAACAUGGGAACCUAUGAAGGAUUAUCCACGGAUCAGUUGUUGUCAAAUUUUAUUAGUAACAUGGAAUAUUUCAUAUCCACUUGUAAAUUACUGAUUGAAAAGUUUAAUUUGAAGCCAGACGUCUUUGCGUUUUUAUAUAACUUGGGCUACAGUGACACUGUUACUGGCUACACUGUCGACUCCAUAUUUGAAAUUUUGGACUUUUGCGCUCAACAUGGAUCUUUGCUUACCACCAACAUGGAGGAUGCAACAAACGCACUCCAAUAUGUAUUCAAUCACUGGAGUGAUGCCUCUUUUGUUGCACAGGAUCAGAAAUUGUUAAAACACGAGUUUGCAGCAAGAAUUUUGGAAAAGUAUGAUAUUACCCUUGAAGAAGCAACGAAUGAAAAUGAAUUCAUUUAA